AUGCCUUUCAGUUUUAAAUUAAGCAACCGUAGGCGUUUGGUUUUUGUUUGUCUUUCUCUUUUCCUAGUUUUUUACUUUGUUUGGCAUGGAUAUUCUCUGGACACUUCAAGUGGUAUUCGAGAGAGCCCCUCUGUGCUUGGUCAAGAAACGAAAAGCUCAAUCACUAGUGAAGAAUUGAACACUCCUACAUCGACUCUUCCUUCACAGACGGAUCAACCUGAACUCAUUCCUUCUACUAUUAUCUCUUCUGGUACCGCAACUACAUCAAGCGAAAUUGCAGUACCAAGCGCUGUGUCAUUGGCAACCAACCAGGCCCAAGGAUGUAGUGACUCCUUUGAUGGGAAAAAGCCCAUCACCCAGUAUGUCAUUAUGAUCGAUGCUGGUUCCACUGGCUCUAGAGUACACGUUUAUCAAUUUAACAACUGUAAUCCUACACCGAAAUUAGAGGAGGAAUACUUUUUGAUGACAGAACCUGGAUUGUCUUCCUUUGCUGGCAAUCCUGAUGGAGCUGCUGCUUCUUUAGAUCCCCUUUUGAAGUUUGCAUUGGAACAUGUUCCCGAAAAACAUAAGAAUUGCUCGCCGAUUGCUGUUAAAGCAACUGCUGGUCUUCGCCUUACCGGUGAGCUCGAAGCGCAAACCAUUUUGAAUGCGGUAAAGACGCAUCUUGAGAAAUAUCCUUUUCCUUUGGCUGGGGAAGAUAGCGUUUCCAUUUUAGAUGGAGCCAUGGAAGGUGUUUACGCUUGGGUUACGAUCAAUUAUCUUUUGGGAUCGUUAAAUGUUGAUUCUUCCGAAUCGACCGUUGCUGUAAUGGAUCUUGGAGGGGCGUCUACUCAACUUGUCUUCGAGCCUCGUUUCUAUGAUUCUCAGCAAAAAUUAUCUGAAGGUGAUCAUAAGUACGUUUUGGAGUACAACAACAAGGCGUAUGAGCUUUACCAAUUUUCUCAUCUUGGAUACGGACUAAGGGAAGCCCGAAAGUCGAUCCAUAAGAUUGUAGUCAACACGGCAGAUAUUUUAAGAGAAUCACUAAAUGCUGACGAUGUAUCUUACGAGAUCACUCAUCCAUGCCUCCAUUUAAAUGCUUCCAUGCAGCAUUCUUCAACAAAGGAGGAUGGAGUGUCUUCUAACUUUGUAUUUAAUGGUCCUUCUUUAGCCCAUGCUUCUUUGCAAUGCCGCGCGUUAGCCGAAAAAAUUUUAUACAAAGAAAAAGAUUGCCAAUUGGCACCCUGUUCGUUCAACGGCGUUCAUCAGCCAAAGUUCACGGAAACAUUUAAUGAUGCUCCAAUUUAUUUGAUUAGUUAUUUCUAUGAUAGGAUGGUCGAUUUGGGCAUGCCUAGUACGUUUACUAUUGAGGAUAUGAAGUUUUUAGCGGAUCGUGUUUGCAGUGGUCCUGGUUCUUGGGUCGACUUUUUAUUUCUCACUAACUCCCUUCGUGCUUUAGAACUGGAACCGGAGUGGUGUUUGGACCUUAACUAUAUGAUAGCUCUUUUAUCCGUAGGAUAUGAGAUUCCCAACAACCGUCAGCUCCAUACGGCCAAGAAGAUUAAUGGUAAAGAACUUGGUUGGUGUUUAGGUGCUAGUCUCUCUCUUUUAUCAGAAUCUGAUGGUGAGUUCAAAUGCACAAUAACAGAAGAAGAGUCGUAA
Schizosaccharomyces osmophilus is the source of this 1641-nucleotide messenger RNA. It is a transcript of the gene gda1, whose product is annotated as Golgi nucleoside-diphosphatase Gda1. Bases 1 to 1641 code for a protein of 546 amino acids. NCBI's taxonomy places the organism in Eukaryota, Fungi, Ascomycota, Schizosaccharomycetes, Schizosaccharomycetales, Schizosaccharomycetaceae. Gene Ontology annotation, molecular function: UDP phosphatase activity; GDP phosphatase activity. The transcript has a single exon. The record is from RefSeq and is a predicted model, not a curated record. Gene Ontology annotation, cellular component: membrane; Golgi apparatus. Gene Ontology annotation, biological process: protein N-linked glycosylation; nucleoside diphosphate catabolic process.